Molecule: messenger RNA, 477 nt
Organism: Diversispora eburnea
Lineage: Eukaryota; Fungi; Glomeromycota; Glomeromycetes; Diversisporales; Diversisporaceae
Source: the annotation of a GenBank genome assembly
AUGGGACGUAUUUCUAAACGAAAAAGUUUAUGCAAAAAUCAAGAACGUGAUAAAAAUGAAGAGAAUGAAAGAUUUCAAAGAUUACAAAAAUUUGACCGUACUUGGAAAAAUGAAACAGAUAAAAGUAUAGGCAAGCGUGGCUUAUAUAUGACCGGAAAACUUCCAAAAUCAACAUAUUAUGAUAAAUAUGGUCCCAAUGAAUUAGAAGCAAGAAAUCAAUGUUUUUGCGGUACUGAUUUUACUUUCAAAGAUAUUAAUUUAAGUCUAGAUCAUUGCAGUUCUAGUCGUGUAGGAAAUAGAUCCCAAAUUUGCGGAGGCACUUUUGCUCUUAGUGUAUAUAAUGCUCCCAAGUCCGGAGCCAGUUCGGCAUCAACUGAUUGGCAAACUAAGUGGUUGAAAAAUAUGAUCCAGUAUCCAUUUCGUGGCGUUCUUCCAAAUCCUAUUCCUCAAAUCCUACUCCUACAAAUGCCCAACUAG